Molecule: messenger RNA, 975 nt
Organism: Brettanomyces nanus
Lineage: Eukaryota; Fungi; Ascomycota; Pichiomycetes; Pichiales; Pichiaceae
Gene: TCA8
Product: Succinate--CoA ligase [ADP-forming] subunit alpha, mitochondrial
Exons: 1
Coding region: 1-975 (324 amino acids)
Biological process (GO): tricarboxylic acid cycle
Cellular component (GO): mitochondrion; succinate-CoA ligase complex (ADP-forming)
Molecular function (GO): succinate-CoA ligase (GDP-forming) activity; succinate-CoA ligase (ADP-forming) activity
Source: RefSeq, a predicted model, not a curated record
AUGUUCACAAAGGGAAUGCUUAGAAGAUCUUUCUCGACUUCGAGAGUCGCCAAGAGCUAUGCCGAUACCAUCAAGAACUUGAAGGUCAAUAAGGAUACCAAGGUUAUAUUCCAGGGUUUCACCGGUAAACAGGCUACUUUCCAUGCCCAACAAUCUAUUGAAUAUGGUACCAAAAUCGUUGGUGGUACCAACCCAAGAAAGGCUGGUCAACUCCACCUAGGAAAGCCAGUCUUUGCCUCGGUCGCUGAUGCCAUGAAAGAGACCGGUGCCACCGCUUCCGGUAUUUUUGUUCCACCUCCUGUUGCUGCUGCUGCCAUUGAGGAAGCUAUUGCUGCUGAAAUUCCUUUGGUUGUGUGUAUUACCGAAGGUAUCCCUCAGCAGGAUAUGUUGAGAAUUUCUCAGAUGUUGAAGUCACAAUCCAAGACUAGAUUGGUUGGUCCAAAUUGCCCUGGUAUUAUUUCUCCAGAUCAAUGUAAGAUCGGUAUUAUGCCUCAAUCAGUCUUCAAGCGUGGUAAGAUUGGUGUCGUGUCUAGAUCCGGUACUUUGACUUACGAGGCUGUUGCCCAAACUACUGAGGUUGGUCUUGGUCAAUCUUUGGUUAUUGGUAUGGGUGGUGAUCCAUCUCCAGGUACUAACUUCAUUGAUGCCUUAACUUUGUUCCUUAAUGACGCUGAGACCGAAGGUAUCAUUAUGAUUGGUGAAAUUGGUGGUUCCGCUGAAGAAGAAGCUGCUGAAUUCUUGAAGCAAUACAACCUUACAAGAAAGGUUCCAAAGCCUGUCGCUUCCUUCAUUGCUGGUCUAACUGCUCCUCCAGGAAGAAGAAUGGGUCACGCUGGUGCUUUGAUUUCUGGUGGUAAGGGUACUGCCCAAUCCAAGAUUGAUGCUUUGAAGGCUGCAGGUGUUUCUGUUGUUCCAUCUCCAGGUAGAUUGGGUAAGGCUUUGAUGGAUCAAUUCAAGGCUAGCAAUCUUUUGUAA